AUGGACAGCAGCUGCAUUUCCGGGCGCCAAGACGGGGGUAGGGCAGAGAUAAUAACAAGCAGAAGGAUAAUUAUAAUUAGCCUUCUCAGCUGUAACGCUAAGGUUAAGGCCGUCAGCCUUAAGAGGCUGCGGGUACGCGCCCGUGCGCAGGGCUCUAGGCCAUUCCCGGCGCGUUCCAAGGCCCGCUGCUUCCAUCGGCCCAUGGAAGCGCGUUUCUAUUUAAUGCUGCCGGCACGCGAUGGACGGGAGCCCCUCUCGCCUCGUCACCGCAACCCCUCAGCAGCGAAUCCCGAACCUCAUCUGCACCCCAACCACCUCGCAAGGCACGCCGCGCGCCUGGUGGAGGCUUCCCAUUAUGACGGGCUCGGACGGCUGUCAUCAUUGGAGAGGCCUGCACGCUUUUCCUGUCUCCAAGUUGUCAAUGUAACAGCAUACUCCGUCCUGGCUCCGUCCCGGCAGAUGGAUCGGCAGUACGAUGGUAGAUG
Rasamsonia emersonii CBS 393.64 is the source of this 485-nucleotide messenger RNA. RefSeq lists its product as uncharacterized. The record is from RefSeq and is a predicted model, not a curated record. The annotation marks the transcript as partial. The transcript has a single exon. Lineage: Eukaryota; Fungi; Ascomycota; Eurotiomycetes; Eurotiales; Trichocomaceae.